AUGAGCAACCGCGUUUUGUUACACCAUUUGCUGACAAACCUAACAAUGCAUUCACUGAUCAACGCUUUCAAUGUCUUAUUGAUCGCUAUAUUUGUGUCCACAAACUUCGCGGUCGACCCGACCGGCGCUCACCGGCAACAGUCUAUCGCGGUCAUCGGCGGUGGUGUUGGCGGCGGUUCUGCGGCCUAUUUUCUGAACCAAUUGUGCCAAAGAGGUGGCCAUCAAUCGGCUCUCGCAGACAUUGGUAUCGAUUUAUAUGAGAAGAGAGGCGAAAUGGGCGGCCGUUUGGCCACUCAAGACAUUAAUGGCCAUCAGUACGAGACGGGCGGAUCCGUUAUACACGAUCGCAACCAUUACGCCAAACAACUCUCAGCGGCAUUGAAUCUCAUGAAACGGCAGUCAAACCCAGAAUCCGACGAAAAGCUGUGUUUAUAUAACGGAAAGGGAUUUGAUUUCUGCGAAAGUUCUUUCAAUUUAAUCACUUAUUUUAAGAUUUGGUUUCGCUAUGGCUUUGAUGUCAACAAACUUCAGUCAAAAGUGUCCAAAAUUAUUGAUUCAUUUGAUAAUGUAUAUAAAUUACAAGAAUCGUUGGUUAAGUUUGAUUCAGUGGACCGACUCCUAACCGCCAUGAGUCCAGAGAUUUAUAAUUUAACAAAAAUCUCGUACAAAAACUUCUUAAUGGACGCCAAAUACUCGAAGAAGUUUAUCGACGAAUUGGUUCAGUCGAUAUCGUUAGUCAAUUACGGACAGGACGUCUCUAUUCCUGCAUUUGUUGUUAUAAUCACCGAUAGACUGUUGCCGGUGAGCGCCGGUCGGGUCGACCGCGAAGCAAUAUACUCUUUUCUAUCACUUCUAAUACCGCCAAUUGACAACGACAUUAGCAUAUAA
This is a messenger RNA of Medioppia subpectinata, 888 nucleotides long. The record is from the annotation of a GenBank genome assembly. NCBI's taxonomy places the organism in Eukaryota, Metazoa, Arthropoda, Arachnida, Sarcoptiformes, Oppiidae.